CUGUCUCUCUCUCUUCCCCCAAAAGUCGCUUCCGAUUUCAAUUCCAUAUUCGAAUCUCUCUCGCCAGUAAUCUAAUCAGUAUCUUUUCCGCAGAAAGCCACUGGUGUUCUUCCACUCUCACACAGCAACCUAAUUCGUGAAAGUUUCUUUAAUCGUGUUUUCAGGAACAAACGCAAGAACAAUCUGCUUCCGUCGAGGUUUUGUGCAUGAUGGAGGAGAACGGUAAUCUGGUUGUUGCGCCGGAUUGGAGAGCGGAAAUCAAUACCGAAGCCAGACGGAAGAUUGUCGAUUCAAUAUGCGCAAAGUUGAAGGAACAGUGGCCUGCGUACGGUCAUGAUGGCAUAAUUUCGGAAGGAAUUACCAACCUUGCGAUGAAAUUUGAGGAGGAGAUGUUUAAUAAAGCAAAUUCUAAGGAUCAUUAUAUCUAUAAUAUAAGCAGAAAGAUGAGUAGGAUCGAAAAUCGCCAUGAAGGCUCCUCAAGCAUUCAAGAUCAUCCUGCCUUUUCCUCUGACAAAUCUGUAGUGCAGAAAAAAAAGGAGGCUGUUUUUGUAAGCCAGCCUUUGCCACAGAUGACUAAUCAGCCAUAUCCCCGGCCGAUGGUGCAUAAUCAACGACAGCAGCUGGCAGCCCCUAAUCCUCUUUUGCGGCAAAAUAUUAUGCAGUUAACACCACAGUCGCAUGAACAACUACAAAGACAAAAUCUGAAUGCCAGACAGUUGCAUCAACAAUUUGGGAUGCACAGUCAAAGUUGUGUUCGUCCACAAAAUACAUUGAUUUCACCAUGUCGACCACUGGGUUUGCAGAGUCGAGAUUCUGGAGUUUAUAUACCCCCACAAAUGUUCCCACCACAUUCAGAAGUUAUGAACUUGCAGCCCAAUGAGAAUUUAAGAGCCCAAAUAAAGGAGGAAGUAAUAGGUGAAGAUGUGCAGGCCUCCAAAUUCGUACAACCACACCAUACGCCUCGAGGUCCCAACACUAUGAUUGAGCAACAUAAGCAACACCAGUCCAUGGGAGUUUCUGCAGUUCUAAUAGAGAAUCCAAAGGGAGAAGAUUGGCAUGAUCAAGCAUAUAAUGAGAUGCAGGGCUUGAAGAUGACAUGCUUACCUCUUUUGAAGGAGUCAUAUGAGAGGGCAGCUAAACUGUGUCUAGAGGUAGGACAAACAGAGCAGAUCCAGAAGUGCAAGAACCACAUGAGUUUAAUGCAAAAAAUGACGAACUUUUUGGAAUUGCCAAGGGAUAAAAUCACAUAUUUCACCAAAGAGAAGUUUUAUCAAUCUAUGAAAUCAAUUGAGAAAUUCGCGAAAGCCCAUGAGAAUAGGAAUACGUUUCUUGUCAAUAAGCAGCAGCCCCUACAUGGGCAGCCAGGCAUUAGUCAGUCUCAUAUAAACCCAGUUCAGCGAAGUGAUAAUGCGAACCCCCAUUUUCAACCUUUGAACUUGGCUGCCACUGGCUCUUCUGAUAGUUCCUCUCCUAGAACACCAAGUGAAAUAGGUUCCUCGAGGCCAGAAGCAAACAGGAUUCAGAAAAAUCUGUUGCAGAAGAGGCAGCAGCCAGAAAUUAUCAAGCAAGAAUUUCAGUCCUCAUGGAUACAGCAGAUGCAGAAGUCGACAGAAAGCAUCCAAGCCAUUAAUAGAUCAGGAGUGUCUUUGCAGAAUCAUUUGAACUCAAAACAUUCUCCUCAAUCUCAUGAGGAGGCUUCACAGCUUUCUAAGAUUGCUGAGCGAGCACUUUCAAAAGAUCCUUGCUCUUCAGUGUAUGGAAGAGAUGGAAGAGCUUCUCCUACUCCAUCUUCCUCAACAGUUGGGCUUGGAAAAAGUUCUUCUAAUGUUUCCUGCCUUUCAAGUUUGAACUUCCAAUACCCUGAAACCCGUAAUUCUGUUAACUUACUUAAUUCCAAAACCAAAAUCCAAGUCAAGUCUCAUGAGAUCAGAAGCUCUGGCAUAUCGACUUCCCAGUUUGCCGAACCUACUAGUCUUGGAAGCAGUCAGCAUUUGUCUACAGCAACUCAGCCACUUAAUCGCCUGCUUAAAGCAGUCGACUCAAUGUCAGAUCAAGCAUUGAGAACAGCUAUAUCAGGAAUAAGUUCAGUUGGUAAUAUGUGUGACACAGUAACAGAACCGUCAGUUUUUGGAACAAGGUGUCACCAAAAGGCAGCCCAUUUAAGCUUGCAAGAUGGAUUUGGUUCCUCAAAUAAUAUGAAGCGAAAAAUAUGUGCAAUAACCUUAAAUGACAUGCCAUCUCCGUGCAGCGACAACGAUGGCUCCGAAUUAACAGUUACAUCAAGAAGCAAGAAGCUCAAGAAACUGACCGACAAUGCCCUAUUGGAAGAAAUGAGAAACAUAAACCAACGUUUGGUUGAAACAGUCCUAGAAUUAGAUUCCGCUCAGAAUGUCAAUAGGCGAUUCGCCAAUGCAGGUACCGUUGUUCGAUGUACAUAUAGUGCUGUCAGUGAUCGUAACAAUUUGAUGUUCCAUUUUGCAAACACACUAAAAUUGCCAGUGCUUUCUGUGAAGCUGCUUGUGCCUCUUGAUUAUCCAGAAGAUUACCCUGUAUUCCUAAGCAAAUUUAAUACAGAUUGCGGCAAUGAGGAUGAAGAAUGUAGAGAUCUGUCGAGGAAGGCGACGUCGAUGUUACGAGCAUUCCUCCGCACCGCUCCAGAACGCUUGUCUCUUGGAGAGUAUGCAAGGGCAUGGGAUCAGUGUGCUCGUUAUGUGGUUUCUGAGUAUGCUCAACGUACCGGCGGGGGAUGCUUCAGCUCUCGGUAUGGGACUUGGGAGGACUGCGUCGCGGCUACCUAACGACCUCCCUUCAAUUCCACCGGUGCUGCAUCAGAUUGAAGCAUUUUGGUAAUAAUGUAUGUUGUUGUGGAAGUUAAUGUAUGGAACACUGCACACAGGACUCGUAGAUAU
Messenger RNA from Momordica charantia (bitter melon), 2909 nucleotides. RefSeq lists its product as uncharacterized. Lineage: Eukaryota; Viridiplantae; Streptophyta; Magnoliopsida; Cucurbitales; Cucurbitaceae. The record is from RefSeq and is a predicted model, not a curated record. Gene Ontology annotation, biological process: regulation of DNA-templated transcription. Gene Ontology annotation, molecular function: chromatin DNA binding; transcription coactivator activity.